This is a messenger RNA of Micromonas pusilla CCMP1545, 1062 nucleotides long. RefSeq lists its product as uncharacterized. The transcript is spliced from 3 exons. The record is from RefSeq and is a predicted model, not a curated record. Bases 1 to 1062 code for a protein of 353 amino acids. NCBI's taxonomy places the organism in Eukaryota, Viridiplantae, Chlorophyta, Mamiellophyceae, Mamiellales, Mamiellaceae.
AUGUUGACCGAAUACGAGCGAAAGCGCGAAGCGCGGAUCGCGCGCAAUCGCGCGAUCCUCCUCGCGCUCGUGGGCGACCUCCCGAACGCGCUGACGACGACGCCCUCGCCGCCGCCGCGCGCGAGGGUGAAGGCGAAGGAAAAGCGUGCGCGAAUCGCGAUCGACCUGGAAGACCUGCGACGGUCGGACCGCGUUCGACGCCUCCCCGCGCGCGUGUACACGACGUUCGAGCGCGACGAGGAUCUGGGCGACGACGCCGCGCGACGACGCGCGGCGAGCGACCUGCCGAAACCGAAACCGAAACCGAAACCGACGCGCGUCGCCGCGGUCGCGACCGCGUCCGCGAAGGCGAAGUCGCCCGCGGCACCGCCGGCGAAGGGGGGCAUCAAGACGCUCGUCGUGCGCGCGCGCGCGUUCGCGGCGAAUCACCUCGGCGCCUCGAUCGGCGACGGCACCGGCGCGAAGAAAGCGGCGGUGAUUCACGCGCUCGCCGCACCGCGUCGCGACGCGCGAUUUUCAAAGUACAGCGGCAUUCAGGAGUUCAAAAACGUCGUGUGCCUGUUCGUCAACGUCGGGGAUAAGAACGGUAAUGCGUACGACAACGUCUUCACGCACGCGGGUGGAAGGAUCACGUGGUUCGCGCAGCCACGGCAGACGGAGGCGACGCCCGUGAUCGAGCGCAUCUUGAACGCCGCGGGUCCGAGCGUCGACGGGUCCACGGCUCGUUUGGCACGCGAGACGGCGCCGGCGGCGUUGUCUCCGCGCGCGUCCAUCGCCGACGCCGCGCCGGCCGACGACGACGCGGAGGGGCGAGUGGACCCCACGACGACGACGACGAGGGAUGCAGAUGCAGAUGGGGAUGAGGACGCGAAGGAACCGCCGGCGUGGCCGCUUCACCUCUUCGCGCGCAUGGAAGGAUGCGAGUACGUCUACUGCGGCCGCCUGCGCGCGCUCGAGCACGACCCGAGGAAGGUUCCGAUGAAGUUUACGUUCCGACUGCUGGACGCGCCGCUGCUGCGGCGCAGCGACGACUUUUUAGUUCUACACCCUAAACCUCCCUAA